Messenger RNA from Aspergillus uvarum CBS 121591, 1245 nucleotides. Its product is annotated as putative tubulin-specific chaperone c. The transcript is spliced from 4 exons. The record is from RefSeq and is a predicted model, not a curated record. Gene Ontology annotation, cellular component: cytoplasm. NCBI's taxonomy places the organism in Eukaryota, Fungi, Ascomycota, Eurotiomycetes, Eurotiales, Aspergillaceae. Gene Ontology annotation, biological process: post-chaperonin tubulin folding pathway; tubulin complex assembly. Bases 1 to 1245 code for a protein of 414 amino acids.
AUGUCUAUGCCUGAUUUCGAUCCCUCUCGACGGCCCUCUCAGGCCGAGAACCAGACGAUCCUCAAGUCCGAGAUACCAUUGAAGGAGCGGUUUUUCCGCUAUUUUCAACAUGAAAUCACCGAGAGUCUGACACAUGUGCUUGCUGCAGCCCUUCAGGAACAGAUGGAUCGGUUGUCGGAUACAUCCCUGAUAGGGGGAGAGCGGGCAGAUGCAACCGAUCACUGUCUGGCCGGCAUUGCGCGCUUGUCCAAUGAAGUCAAAGAUGCGGCUAGCUACAUUCCCACCUACGAUCAGCGGAUAUACGCAGAGGCUAUCAAAGCGCUGCAGGACAAACUAGUCGAAACCCGGGCUGCUGUGGAACCGCGCCCCAAGUUCAGUUUCAAGACUAAGAAGAAUGCCUCGGCUAUCUCUCUCUCUGAUGCGGCACAAAUGGCUGCGCAGGUACGCAGUAUCCCCGGAUUCGCCUCGCCCGGCUCGUCUUCCGUGGGCUCGUCCGCCGCCCAAACCCCAAUGUAUCCGUCAACUCCGCUCAAUGAGCCCGACAAUCGGCUUCAUCUUCUACAACGGCCGGAGAUUGCCCCCACAUCAAUUCCAGCUAUCCCGGUCGACGAGGGGGCGGAUGAUAAGCUCAAGCCACCGGAGCAGCCCCAUGGCUUUGCAGCCACCGCUAUUACCUCCGUGUCAGUGAAUAACCAUCACAACCUCCACAUCAUGCUGCCAUCCUCAGGGUCUACCGCCAACGUACCCGCAUCUAUCACCUCGCUGCGCCAUUGCGUGGUCGACAUGUCAAUACCGACCGUCAACGGCAAACCUUACGCUAGUCUCACCGCAAAGAAUGUGAAGGAGAGCCUUCUGGUCUGCGGACAGAUCAAUGGUCCCGCUCACAUCACCGACGUGGAGCAUAGUAUUAUCGUGGUGGAUUGUCGCCAAUUCCGUAUGCAUAAUUGCUCCAACGUGGACGUCUACCUGAGUGCGUCCAGCAAUCCUAUCAUUGAAGACUGCACCAACAUCCGAUUUGGUCGCAUACCCCGCAUCUACACUUUGAACCACGAUCGCCCCGACGAUGAAGACCGCUGGAGCGAGGUCGAGGACUUCAAAUGGAUCAAGCCCGAGCCAAGCCCUAAUUGGAGCCUGCUCGAUCCCGAGGAUGCGGUUCCGGAAGAGGUUUGGGCGGAGAUUGUGCCCGGAGGCCCCGGCUGGUCUUUGGAGGAUAUUCUGCGUGCCAUCAACAUCUCAAAGGUUUAA